Molecule: messenger RNA, 279 nt
Organism: Symbiodinium sp. CCMP2592
Lineage: Eukaryota; Dinophyceae; Suessiales; Symbiodiniaceae
Source: the annotation of a GenBank genome assembly
AUGCCGUACUGCUAUGCAUCGAUGGACAGGAAACCCUUGAUGCCCUAUACUCCGAAUGCCUUUCGCUCUCGCCUGGCCGUCGAUGAUGCCCCGGUGCCCUACAAGAAUGCGUCCACCAUCGAGUUCAAUGACGGCAUCCACACCUGCCACAAGAGAAGGUUCCAGACCACCAACGCAACGGUGUACACGGGGGAGCCUUGCGAUCCAAGGAGCAACCAGGGUGUGAUUGCGGCUCAGACGCGGUUCCGCAAGUUCAUGCAGGCUUGGAUGGGGAGCUGA